Molecule: messenger RNA, 8025 nt
Organism: Salvelinus fontinalis (brook trout)
Lineage: Eukaryota; Metazoa; Chordata; Actinopteri; Salmoniformes; Salmonidae
Exons: 8
Coding region: 2248-4695 (815 amino acids)
Biological process (GO): regulation of apoptotic process
Source: RefSeq, a predicted model, not a curated record
CCUUUCUAAUAUUGAGUUGCAACUCACCCUUUGCCCUCAGAACAGCCUCAAUUCGCCUGGACAUGGACCAUACAAGGUGUCAAAAGCGUUCCACAGGGAUGCUUGCCCAUGUUGACUCCAAUGCUUCCCACAGUUGUGUCAAGUUGGAAGGAUGUCUUUUUGGUGGUGGACCAUUGUCGAUACACACGGGAAACUGUUGAGCAUGAAAAACCCAUCAGCGUUGCAGUUCUUGACUCAAACCGGUGCACCUGGCACCCACAACCAUACCCCAUUCAAAGGCACUUAAAUCUUUCAUCUUGCCCAUUCACGCUCUGAAUGGCACACAUACACAAUCCGUCGCAAUUGUCUCAAGGCUUAAAAAUCAUUCUUUAACCUGUCUCCUCCCCCUUCAUCUACACUGAUUAAAGUGGAUUUAACAAGUGACAUCAAUAAGGAAUUAUAGCCUUCACCUGGUCAGUCUAUGACAUGGAAAAAGCAGGUGUUCUUAAUGUUUUGUACACUCAGUGUACGUUUUGUUCUGAGAUAAUCUUCAUCAGCUGACAUCACUUUUAUUGAAUUUUGAAGCAUUUAUGUCAUCAAAACAAGCACAUAAAGGCUUCCUAAUUCAUGAAUGUCAUGUUAACUGUCUGAUAUUAUCUCAUAGAACAAAACGUAUAAGAUUUCCUAAGUCUGUGUUAACCUCAGACCUUAAUUUCAGCGUUGAUCAAAAAACACCAUUCUUUCCCCAUUCAUUUUCCCCCAUAGGAAUGGCUGAACAAACCAGAGGUAACUCAUUUAGUCUUUUAGGACUGACUACAAGCUGGCAAGCUCUAUUCCCCCUGGCUAUUAUGGCAUAGUCACUGCUCUCUGGAAUGGAAACAGCUCAUCUCCUCCAACCUCCACACCACAGCAUAAUUAUAGCAUAGUGCACACCUGAGAUGAUAAAAUACAUAUUGUCUGUUGAAUUACUAGUUGAUACAAUGAUUUGUGGCUAAAAGAUCAAGAAGCAGUUUAAACAGCUAUAUAAUCACUCAACAUGUUGGAAUACAAAAAUACGAAUCCUUUGUUACAGUAGCUGUCUGUGUUUUUCUUGGACUGAACAUUAAAGAGAGCGGGAAGGCUUUAGAAACUGAUCAUGGUACUAUCAUAUCAUUAUACUAAUAUUUUGGGGAAAAUGUGCUUUUGGGGACAUUGUAGACUUUCUUGCGUCCUCGAAGUUAGCUAAUACGCAGCUGUUACGCUAUUAGAUUCCACAAUAUCAAUUGCAGCAAAUCAACGGUUGCUUUUAUUUCCCUCUUUUGUGCCAUUGGUUCCAAUGAGUCCACAAUGUCCCCCAAAGCCCCCCAAUAACUAUCCCCAAAUAUUUCCUCAUUGACCUUCAUAUAGAUUUUGUUUUGGUUGUGACACCCCAGUCUGUUGGCAACUUAGUAUAAUUACAACAUCUAGCUGCAAUGUAAUUAUUUUAACGACCCGGGGGUUAUAAGCGCGGAAAUCGACUCUGCGGCACGAGCAUGCUUAUCCGGCACAGUCGAUAGCGCGCCGGACCUCGGGUUAGAAGGUCGUUACAUUAUGUUCUAGGUGAAACACUACCAUCUAGUGGAAGAAACCUUUAAUGCAUGUUGUGAAUUAUUGAGGUGGACUACUUGAAUGUGGAUGGUCCCCUAAACCUGCUUUCUGGCGACUUAAAGGAGCUGCGACAGAGGUCAAGGUGGCUAAUGUACAGUAAUAAUCCUACCUUCAGCUUGCCCUGAAGGCCCGCUGCAUGUGUCUGUGCUUCCUGCACCCUGCCCUACUUUUGGGGAAGUUCUCUGGAUGGGCAGAGGCCAGCAGCUUGUGAGAUCUGUUUCCUGAGAUGCUUCCUGCUUUUCUGUGGAGUCAUCUCAUCUGUUCAAGACAAGGACAUGCACUCUUCCCAGCGAGAGCGUAGAGAAAUUGCCACACAUGCAAAAGAAAACAUCGUCCCGUGCAACUACCUUGCAAAAGUUGGAGUCAGAGUUGACAUGUACUCACAAAUUAUGUAAUUGGUUGUAGCUAUUAAUGUCAGCAUUUCGUGAGAAUCAAACCUUCUCACGACAACCACGAGUCCAUCUUCUUUGGCAUAAAAAAAGAUAUAUAUCUUCUUUGGCAUCGCCUCGUUGCGGGGCAACCCUGGUAGAGGGACUGUCUAAUGGCAAAGCAUGUUGGGUACCGUAGUCCUCUAACCCUGUUGAGCGCGGCAACUUCGUCGAUACGCCACACAUUCAGGCUGCCUGCAAUGGAUCAGUAUACAUGGUGAUGGAAUUCCCCACAACGUCAGACCUAGAAGACCCAGGCCCAGUGGGGCCUCCGGGGAGGCAGAAGCAGCCUGUGAAGUCCCACCUGCUGGCCUCCAGAGAGCUCCUGGUGGCCUCCCUGUAUAACCUGGCUCCCCUGCUGGACAGGACCCUGGCAUCCGGCCUGCUCUCCCAGGAGAACUACUUUGAGGUGAGGGCAGAGAGGACCCCUCAGGGCCGAGCCCGCAGGCUGCUGGAGGUUGUCCAGGCUGAGAUGGACGAGGCUGGGGCCAGAGGAUUCAUGGAGUGCCUCGGGAGAUGCAAGCAGCACUACCCGCGCCUCCGAGCCUGGCUCAGAACUGAUGCAGAUGUUCAGCGUGGACCCACAGAGCGUCAGCUGCAGGCCCAGCUCAGUGUCCUGUGUGGCCGGUUGGGGUUCUCUGUCCUGCCAGUCUCCCUGGAUCUGUUCUCUAAUGGCACCCUAACUCAGUUUGAACUGGACCAGGUCCAGGCAGCGCCCACAUCUUACCAGCAGACCCACCAGCUCCUGUCCGUCUGUCUGUCCAAGGGAGAGAGGGCCUGCUGUAGCUUCUACCAGGCACUGGGCAGCGAAGACCCACAGCUGGCCUCAGACAUCAGUGUGGAGGAUCCUGGGGUGUGUAGUACUCCUGUGGAAGUGAAGGAUGAUGAGUUAUGUAGUACUCAUACAGCAGUUGAGACCAGACAGACUGAUGGGGAAGGUCUGUCUCUCCCAGACACCCACAUACUCUCAGAUGUGCUCCAGCAGGUGCUGUCCCUGCUGGCCGUGGCUCCAGGUGAGGGGGCCAGGCUGAAUGUGUGUGAGCUGGGGGUGGCAGUGGGUCUGCCCAGGAGGACCGUCAGAGAGUGCCUGUUGGAGGAGGUGGAGGUGGGGGACAUCGUUCAGCUCAGGGCCCUGGUUACCCUCUUCCUCAGUAAGACCCAGGAUGCCUCUAGGCUGCUAAACAGGGUGGCAGAGUGCACAGCACACCGGGUGCUGCUCUCUGAGAGGGGAUGUAUGUUACUGAAGCUGCUACCUGUGGUUGAGGCCUUUCUCCGCACUGGGGACCACCACCACCUGCAAGCUGGGGACCACCUCUGCACUGGGGACCACCACCACCUGCAAGCUAGGGACCACCUCCGCACUGGGGACCACCACCACCUGCGAGCUGGGGACCAUCUCCACACUGGGGACCACCACCACCUGCGAGCUGGGGACCAUCUCCACACUGGGGACCACAUAGACAAAGUGUGGAACAUCUUUAGCUUGGUCCUGUGGGACAGCAUGGCAGAGGCUCUGGAGGAUCCUGGGGCUGCAGUGGAAUCAUUAUGGGAACCUAGGGAUGCUGUCCGUCUGUUACGAGACAGUGAGAGAGUGGAGACAGAGCUUCUCCAGGAGUUGGAGGAGUGCUGGGCAGACGGGGGAACUGAGAGCCUGUUACAGAGUGUUACAGUACUAGCUCAGUUGCUACGUGACCUCCACCCUCUUCAGGACAGUCUGUGCCUCUCCCCUCCUGAAGAGGGGGCUGUGUACCCCUGCCGCUCUCGCAGACUCCAUAGAGUCACCCGUUUCCAGGGCCUGCCUGCACGGGUCAUCCGCAAAGCACUGGGACACGGAGCUCCCUCCACACACCCAGUCCCAGCUGGUCUCCCCAUCCAGUACAGAGAUCUCUGCCUCUGCAUCACACGUCUGCUGGACAGGGUGCACCCACAAGAAAGCACUACCUCCAUAGAUCUCUCCCAGGCUCCUAUUGCUACCAUCACCCAGCACAUCUGCUCAACCCUGGCCCGGCCGGCGUUCGGCCCCCAGAGCUUCGAUGCUGGGGUGAGACACAGGGUUCUGUCUGUGGUAAAGUAUGACCCGGUCAGGUGGGGCCUGCUUAACUUACUGGAGCUGCAUAAAGACACUCUGUUGGGUCUGGAGAGCUACCUGAAGCCAGGGGAGCAUCACAGCUUCCAGCUUGUCCCAGAGAAAGUACGGAUCUUCGGAGGGCCAGAGAUACGCUGGGGAGAAAGGGUCAGGGGCCCAGUCGCCAUCGACAACGGGAUAGAGGAAGUCCUCCAAUUUGUCACCUCCGAGCCAGCCUCGUUUCUUAUCAGUGUUAGUUGCCGUGGCUAUGACAGGGGCCAGUACUUUGAGGUACGCGAGCCACAGUGUGUGCGUGUGUCUGGACUGCAGGAGCAGGGGGUGGGCGAGGUGCAGGGUUUAGGGGGGACAGUGUUGGUUUUGGCAGUAGAGGGCGAGACAGUGUGGAUGAGAGAGGAGAGGCAUUGGAGGGAGAGCGGGACAGAGCUGGAGCAGGUGUCUCAGAGACACUCUGCCACACUACAGGACGGGGGCUGCUGUUUCAGGGUCACGACCCCAGGGACACGUUGCCAGGUCAAGUUCAUCUACAAGACAGGGAGGAUCUCUGCUGUGGCUGAGAGAGACUGUGAAGUUUUCUAAAACCCUAUUCGCACGGGACUAGUAUUAUUAUAGAACGUAGGUUAUGUAAUUAUUUCCCCAGCAUGUCCGUUUUACCCCACGGGAUUAGUUUUACCAAACUGCCCUGUAAAUGUUAUUUUUUUCUCAUUCAAAAUGUACCGUUAUGACGGAAGCCUGGAGGCUCUACUAUUGGCAUGAUGGUCUUCAGUUCAGAGAAAGUCAUAAUAAUAAUGCAUAUCAGUAAGAACCAUGAACUGUAACCUACGCAGACACUUAAUUACCUGACGGAUCUGGCAAUUUAUAUAUAUUUUUAUUUUUAUUUUUUUUAUCCCAUUUUCUCCCCAAUUUUCGUGGUAUCCAAUCGCUAGUAAUUACUACCUUGUCUCAUCGCUACAACUCCCGUACGGGCUCGGGAGAGACGAAGGUCGAAAGCCAUGCGUCCUCCGAAGCACAACCCAACCAGCCGUACUGCUUCUUAACACAGCGCGCCUCCAACCCGGAAGCCAGCCGCACCAAUGUGUCGGAGGAAACACCGUGUACCUGGCCCCCUUGGUUAGCGCGCACUGCGCCCGGCCCGCCACAGGAGUCGCUGGAGCGCGAUGAGACAAGGAUAUCCCUACCGGCCAAACCCUCCCUACCCCGGACGACGCUAUGCCAAUUGUGCGUCGCCCCACGGACCUCCCGGUCGCGGCCGGCUGCGACAGAGCCUGGGCGCGAACCCAGAGACUCUGGUGGCGCAGUUAGCACUGGCAAUUUAUAUUUUCAUCGGCACAAUAUCAUCCACUUCAUCUUUUCAAAGAGAAGUAUGACUCUAGGAAAGUUGAUUUGUGAAGAAAAAAACCUGUUCAUUCAUCUGUAGGCUACGUGCAUAGCACUUAGUUUUACGCAUCAAUUUGUUCCCAAAUUCUUACCCAAACUGUACAGCACCUGUUCAACUCUGUAAUAUACCUCAAAACACACGGAUGAUGAUUCACACGGGAUAAGUAUUAUCAGAGGACCUGGGAGUUUGCCAAAAAACAGUCGAUUUUUAGGGGCUGGGAGAACAACCUUCCAAGUAAAAAUGACUGACAUGGCAGAUUCGGACAGGACUAAAAUGACAGAUGUGGUGAUUUGUACAUUACCUGAGUUCCCCCAGUAAAACUAAUCCCAUCUGAAAUGGUAUUAAAUCUCACUUGGUGGGAUUUAAUACCAGAAACAACAAACUGGUAUUCAGGCAUAGAUUAUAGCACCCACAUGAUUGAAAAAGGUUCUUCAGAACCAGAAAGCAGUCUUCACAUGUACAGCAUGAUGAGGUGUGGUGGACCCCAAUGUUAUUAAACCCAGCUAAACUCAGCUACAAUCCUUGUUCAGUUAUUUAUCUAUUUACCUAUACAGCAGCAUUAUAUUUUCUAUUUUUGUCCAACAAUGCACAGUACCUUAGCUGAUAUAGUUCAAUCAUAAUGUAAUUAAAAAAUAAAAUAGAAACCUUGCCCCCGACUUUUCCUACUAGCACCGACUUCGCUGAUAACUGUGUAAAAUGUACUUAAGACUGUGAUAUGUGGUUGUCCCGCCUAGCUACAGUUGAAGUCAGGAAGUUUACAUACACCUUAGCCAAAUACAUUUAAACUCAGUUUUUCACAAUUCCGGACAUUUAAUCCUAGUAAAAAUUCCCUGUUUUAGGUCAGUUAGCAUCACCACUUUAUUUUAAGAAUGUGAAAUGUCAGAAUAAUAGUAGAGAGAAUGAUUUAUCUCAGCUUUUAUUUCUUUCAUCACAUUCCCAGUGGGUCAGACGUUUACAUACACUCAAAUUAGUAUUUGGAAGCAUUGCCUUUAAAUUGUUUAACUUGGGUCAAACGUUUCGGGUAGCCUUCCACAAGCUUCCCACAAUAAGUUGGGUGAAUUUUGGCCCAUUCCUCCUGACAGAGCUGGUGUAACUGAGUCAGGUUUGUAGGCCUUGUUGCUCGCACACACUUUUUCAGUUCUGCCCACAAAUUGUCUAUAGGAUUGAGGUCCGGGCUUUGUGAUGGCCACUCCAAUACCUUGACUUUGUUGUCCUUAAGACAUUUUGCCACAACUUUGGAAGUAUGCUUGGGGUCAUUGUCCAUUUGCGACCAAGCUUUAACUUCCUGACUGAUGUGUUGAGAUGUUGCUUCAAUAUAUCCACAUAAUUUUCCUCCCUCAUGAUGCCAUCUAUUUUGUGAAGUGCACCGGUCCCUCCUUCAGCAAAGCAACCCCACAACAUGAUGCUGCCACCCCCGUGCUUCACGGUUGGGAUGGUGUUCUUUGGCAUGCAAGCAUCCCCCUUUUUCCUCCAAACAUAACGAUGGUCAUUAUGGCCAAAUAGUUUUAAUUUUGUUUCAUCAGACAGGAGGACAUCUCUCCAAAAAGUACGAUCUUUGUCCCCAUGUGCAGUUGCAAACCGUAGUCUGACUUUUUUAUGGCGGUUUUGGAGCAGUGGCUUCUUCCUUGCUGAGCGGCCUUUAAGGUUAUGUCGAUAUAGGACUCGUUUUACUGUGGAUAUAGAUACUUUUGUACCUGUUUACUCCAGCAUCUUCACAAGGUCCUUUGCUGUUGUUCUGGGAUUGAUUUGCACUUUUCGCACCAAAGUACAUUCAUCUCUAAGAGACAGAACGCGUCUCCUUUCUGAGUGGUAUGACAGCUGCGUGGUCCCAUGGUGCUUAUACUUGCGUACUAUUGUUGUACUUGCGUACUAUUGUUUGUACAGAUGAACGUGGUACCUUCAGGCGUUUGGAAAUUGCUCCCAAGGAUGAACCAGACUUGUGGUCUGUCUACAAUUCUUUUUCUGAGAUCUUGGCUGAUUUCUUUUGUUUUUCCCAUGUCAAGCAAGAGGCACUGAGUUUGAAGGUAGGCCUUGAAAACCAUCCACAAGUACACAUCCAAUUGACACGUCCAAGUGUUGUCAAUUAACCUAUCAGAAGCUUCUAAAGCCAUGACAUAAUUUCCUGGAAUUUUCAAGCUGUUUAAAGGCAGUCAACUUAGUGUAUGUAAACUUCUGACCCACUGGAGUUGUGAUACAGUGAAUUAUAAGUGAAAUAAUCUGUAAACAAUUGUUGGAAAAAUUACUUGUGUCAUGCAAAGUAGAUAUCCUAACCGACUUGCCAAAACUAUAGUUUGUUCACAAGACAUUUGUGGAGUGGUUGAAAAAUUUGUUUUAAUGACUCCAACCUGAGUAUGUAAACUUCCCACUUCAACUGUAUCUUAAGAUGAAUACACUGACUUAUUCUCUCUGGAUAAGAGCGUCUGUUAAAUUACAAAAACAUAAAUGUAAUCAUAUUCAUACACCAGUCAUUUAAAAAUACUUUUUAUACAGUGCUAUUAAACUAUAUUGAAACUGGCCUCAAGCGAAGUUGU